Molecule: messenger RNA, 1454 nt
Organism: Caenorhabditis auriculariae
Lineage: Eukaryota; Metazoa; Nematoda; Chromadorea; Rhabditida; Rhabditidae
Source: the annotation of a GenBank genome assembly
AUGUCGGGGUUUCACCACGCGCCGCCGCUCCGGAACGAGCGGCAGCUGAAGGAAAAGGGCCAAGGCUCGUGGCUCGAGGAGCUGCUCGAAGGCAAGGACGAGGUACUGCUUUACGUGACGGCGGCUCUCGGAGUAGUUCUGCCCGGCCUGGUCUAUCUCCUGUUCCACAAGUGUCAUGCCUGCUAUCUUCGUUAUGCCAAGGUCGGGACUCCUUUCCUUUCGCUUCACAGCUGUUCCGUGUAUUCAGAAGAAGGAAGAAGAACGGCUGGCGGAAGAGUCGCGGCAGACGGAGACGUGCGUCGUCGUCCUCGGACCGUCAGAUGGACACGCCGCCAAAUGGUCUGCCAACGUCAUCGAGAAGCUGUCUGGAGAGAUGUUCCGCAAGCCGAUUCUGUGGAAGGCCGAUCAGCUCGACGUCAAGGAGCUCGCCGAGUUCAAGGCUUUUUUUUCACUUUUCCAUCGUUUGAGAUCAUGUAAACUUUAGUUUGUGGCUUUCACAGUUCUCAAAAGCUUGAAGAAAAGAAAACCUAAACAAAUUUCUACCAUAUAUUUUUACCUCCAGACUGUAACGAAAUUUGUUUCAGAGAUUAUUAGAAAUAUUGUUCAACGUAAUUUUGCUAACCGUUCUAAGAACCGGAAGAUUUUGAAGUUGAAAUCAGACAUCUCACCGACGUGCGUGUUCUCAGGGUUUCUGCAUAUUCCUAGUGGACACUUUGGCCGGCGGUUUCGCUUCUCCGGCCACGGAUGCGCUUCUGGAAUGGCUUGAAGACGUCGCUGCGGACUCUCGUCGCCGGAAAAAGGCCAAUUUCGAAGUAAUUCGGUUCGCAGUCGUCGCCUUCGGGAGCAGCGACGACGGGGAAAACGCCUUCAACAAGGUUUUUUCGAAAGAGAACCUUCAGUUCACGUUUACUGACUGCUUUCUCAAACCUUGAUUCUAUCUCAUGUUUUUUGCUCCGUGUUUGAAUGCUAUUGGUUGGAUCUAGCAAAAAAAAAAUUGAUGAGAGAACAUGGUUAAAAUUUCAAAGAGCAUUGGCUAUUAGUCUGAAGUAAGCGCUAUAUUUCGUCUCGAAAUUCGCUGGUGCUUUUUGGAGUUUAUAGUUUGCAUCUGAUAUAUCCUUUUUGUAACUAUUAAGAAACCCAGUUCUGAAACGAAUGAAACAAGAAAAAAGUUCUGCAGGCUGCCCGAAUCUUACUCAAGCGUCUGAGGAUCCUCGGCUCCAAACAGAUGAUCAACGCAGAAGUAUAUGAUACAAAUAUCGAAGGUGCGACGAUUCACAUUUCUAUCUAGUUGAGUACUUUCAGAUUCUCUGAUGGACAUGAGAUUUGCGGCGUACCUGGAGGAGCUUCUCGACGCCAUGGACCGACAUUUGCCAGGCGCGGAGCUUUCCGAAUCCGACUCCACUGAUGAUGAAGAGGACGACGUCAUCACCAUCGAGCAGAAGAAGACUCAAUAG